AUAAAGUUUACACUUAAUUUAUUAUGUAGUAAAAAUCGUGGUGGCUAAUACAGUAGUCCAGUUUUAUUAUCACAUGUGGUAGUCGCCACAUUGUAAUGUAUUAUCCAACACGCAAUGUACAAUACCUUCCUUAUCAGUAAUUGUGAACAUCCAGUAGAUAUAAUAGUGUGCAAUGAACCGGUAUCUUGUGCUGCAGCAGCUCGGCGACGGUACGUACGGGUCAGUUGUUCUUGCGCAACGCAGAGAUACUGGAGAAAAGGUGGCUAUCAAACGCAUGAAACGAAAGUAUUACUCUUGGGACGAAGCUAUGAAUCUUCGCGAGGUGAAAUCUUUAAAGAAACUGAACCAUGCGAAUAUUGUGAAACUGCGCGAGGUCAUCAGGGAGAAUGAUACCCUGUACUUCGUAUUCGAGUAUAUGCGUGGUAAUUUGUACCAGCUCAUUCGAGAUUCCGAGCGACCGUUGCCAGAACCGGCGCUGCGCAACAUCACAUUCCAAGUAUUACAGGGUCUUGCCCACAUGCAUCGCCAUGGUUUCUUUCACCGCGACCUUAAGCCCGAGAAUUUACUUUGCGCCGGUCCCGACCUGGUCAAAAUAGCCGAUCUCGGACUGGCAAGAGAGACUCGUUCUCGUCCCCCUUACACCGAAUAUGUGUCUACCCGCUGGUACCGGGCACCGGAGGUGCUGCUCCGCGACCCCCACUAUGGCGCGCCUAUAGAUCUUUGGGCGCUGGGGUGUAUUAUAGCCGAGUUAUAUACGAGCCGCCCGUUGUUGCCUGGGAAUUCGGAAAUAGACCAACUACAUAAAAUGUGCGCAGUACUGGGAACACCAAACUGGCCCGAAGGUCAUGCCCUGGCAGCAUCGCUGCGCAUACGGUUGCCGGCGAGUACGGGCAUUCCGCUAGCACGCGCCGUGCCACGUGCCUCCGCUGCAGCAUUAGCGCUGCUCGCUGCACUUCUGCGAUUCCCACCCGGUGAACGCCCAACCGCCACUCAGGCACUCAGAUAUCCAUAUUUUGCUGUAGGCACUGGCUUAGUACUGGGACCGCCGGCUACACAACCUAGAAGGAACAAUCACUAUGAAGACGAUAAAAGAGCCCCGUCGGCGAUACUCGAGAUGGAAGCAUCCCGCGAAACGGCUCCAAAUACACGAGCAUAUGUAGCGACAACAUACUAUGAUCAAUUUGCGCAUGUUUUAGGAGGAAAAUUGGUGAAAAGUGGCGGACGUGAUGCGGAAGGUAAUGAAGCUGGAGCUACCAUGGAAACGGAACGAGCAGCAUGUGCCUAUUUUGGAGCCACACGGUAUGUCACUGGAGCUCGAGUCGAUACCUCUUUGUUCCGCAGCCUACCGCUACAGUCGCUAAAAGAAGCUGCGGCAUUGGGAAGCAAUCCAACACGAGUAGACUGGGCCGCUAAAUACUUGCGAUGACAUCUCCCCGCUUUCUUCAACACCUGAGUUUCCCCAAUCACAUGCAAUGGAUGAUGUCAGAAGUCAGCGUUAUUUAAAGCAUUUAGUGAUUGUUAACCGUUAUUAACAUGGUGCAGUAAAAUGCUUAUUCAUUAUUUGUAAUACUUAAAAAUGCUAUAUCUUUUAUUCGUCGACGUCAAAAAUGCAAAAGUACGCAAUAUUUCGACAAUUGGUUUGUGGGAUAUUUAUUUAAUAAAUUGUAGGCACUACUCAUUUAUUAUUCGUACUUACCGCUAUACGUAAUAUGUAUAACUCUCAGCCAACUAGAUUAAUUAGCCGUUCAAUUAACA
Messenger RNA from Pieris rapae (cabbage white), 1755 nucleotides. RefSeq names its product serine/threonine-protein kinase MAK. The coding region runs from base 173 to 1426 and encodes 417 amino acids. Gene Ontology annotation, cellular component: cytoplasm; nucleus; cilium. Gene Ontology annotation, molecular function: protein serine/threonine kinase activity; ATP binding. The transcript has 5 exons. The record is from RefSeq and is a predicted model, not a curated record. Gene Ontology annotation, biological process: intracellular signal transduction; protein phosphorylation; cilium assembly. Lineage: Eukaryota; Metazoa; Arthropoda; Insecta; Lepidoptera; Pieridae.